Messenger RNA from Drosophila takahashii, 266 nucleotides. RefSeq lists its product as uncharacterized. The record is from RefSeq and is a predicted model, not a curated record. NCBI's taxonomy places the organism in Eukaryota, Metazoa, Arthropoda, Insecta, Diptera, Drosophilidae.
AUGUCUGGAAGGGACUACAACGGCGAGCCGGGCUGUCGAAGUCCGGAGGAGCUGGACCAGAGCUAUCGUCGGGGGUGGGGGAAGAAGGAGGCGGAGCUGCGCCGCUGUCCCGCCAACGAGCUGUUCUACGACCGCGAGCGGCGAUGCGUGAAGUGGAAGGACUGGCAGUGGACCGAACCGCAGGAUCCGCCCACAAAGCCGCGCAAAUAAAAGAGGGCGUGGAGGCGGAUGUGUGCGAAUGUAUUGAAACAAAUUGUCGAAAAUAU